AUGAGCGAGCUUGCAGAAGAUGCACCUGCAGACAGCGCACUUAUUAAGCAGCUUUUCUUUUCGAUGCUGCCGCAGAAUGUUAAGGCGAUUUUGGCGCCUAUGGUAGAGAUAAGCUCUGCUCACCAUCUCGCGACGUCGGCUGACAGAAUAGUGGAUAUUUUAAAGCAGCCUGCCUUCUCCGCUACACUUCAACCACAAGCUGAAUUCUCCUCGUUCUCUCCAGCGUCAGCACAUGACACCAUUCAAUCCUUGGUUAUACUUCAAGCCCUAGAGCGACUCACCAAAGAGUUAGGUGAUAUGCGCGGACGGCGGCUGAUUGAUGUUAAUACGGCUUUGAAAUCUACGGUCCCUUCUAUCAGCCCGUUAGUCUUCAUCGCCGCUUCUGAUGACCCUUUUCAGGCAUUAUUAGCUUUUUUUCCUGAAUUUUGUGGUGAGCAAACUUACUCAAUCCAUAAAACAUCAUAUCGAGACCACUGGUCCGCCUGUGUUUUCACGUGA
Acanthosepion pharaonis is the source of this 498-nucleotide messenger RNA. Lineage: Eukaryota; Metazoa; Mollusca; Cephalopoda; Sepiida; Sepiidae. The record is from the annotation of a GenBank genome assembly.